GUUUCAUAGGGUCUUGGGAACUCUCAGAAGGAGUAUGAAAAGCAGGUUGUACUCUAUAGUAUCCGCAAUCAGCUCCGAUACCGGAAUAACUUAGUUAAGCAUGUCAAGAAAGAAGAACGAAAAUACUAUGAGGAGCUGUUAAAAUACAGUAGAGAUCAUCUCAUGCUCUACCCUUACCAUUUGUCUGACAUCAUGGUAAAAGGUCUGAGGAUAACACCAUUUUCAUAUUACACAGGAAUAAUGGAGGAUAUAAUGAACAGUGAAAAAAGCUACGAUUCACUGCCUAACUUUACUGCUGCUGACUGUCUACGGCUUCUUGGUAUAGGAAGAAACCAGUACAUUGAUCUAAUGAACCAGUGUAGGUCAUCAAAAAAAUUUUUCAGAAGGAAAACUGCUCGUGAUCUGCUACCGGUAAAGCCUGUGGAGAUUGCUAUAGAGGCCUGGUGGGUGGUGCAGGCUGGCUACAUCACAGAGGAUGACAUCAAGAUUUGUACUGCAUCGGAGAAAUCUGUUAUUGAUAAAAUAAUUGAUUCAGGUCCUCAGCUUGCUGGAUCACUAGACUACAAUGUAGUUCACAGUUUAUAUAAUAAAGGAUUUAUUUACCUUGAUGUACCAAUAUCUGAUGACAGUUGUAUAGCAGUGCCUCCACUUGAAGGUUUUGUAAUGAACAGACUGCAAGGUGAUUACUUUGAAACUCUUCUCUACAAGAUAUUUGUUUCAAUAGAUGAACAUACUAAUGUGGCAGAGCUUGCAAAUGUUCUAGAAAUAGAUUUAUCAUUGGUGAAGAAUGCUGUGUCCAUGUAUUGUCGAUUGGGUUUUGCCCACAAAAAAGGCCAAGUAAUGAAUCUGGAAAAUCUUCAUUCAUCAUGGAGGAACAUCCCUUCUAUAAAUAGACUAAAGAGUACUUUAGAUCCUCAAAAGAUGUUGCUUGCAUGGGACAGUGGGGAAAACAGGAGUCCUGUACAGGAAGCUUGUUCAUCAGCUACAGAUACUGACACAAACAGUCAAGAUGACCCAGCUGACACAGCCAGCGUGAGCAGCUUGAAUCUGUCUAGUGGACACACAAAGCGUAUUGCCUUUCUGUUUGAUUCAACUCUCACUGCCUUUCUAAUGAUGGGGAAUCUUUCACCAAACUUGAAAAGUCAUGCAGUAACUAUGUUUGAAGUUGGAAAAUUGUCAGAUGAGUCUCUGGAUAGUUUUCUUGUGGAACUUGAAAAGGUUCAAAGCACAGGUGAAGGGGAGGCCCAGAGAUAUUUUGAUCAUGCACUAACUCUGAGAAACACAAUACUGUUUUUGAGGCAUAACAAGGACCUAGUGGCACAAGCUGCACAACCUGAGCAACCAAAUGGUUUUCCUUUGGAUCUCUUACGAUGUGAGAGUUUACUUGGCUUGGAUCCUGCCACCUGCAGUAGAGUUCUAAACAAAAACUAUACCCUACUUGUCUCCAUGGCACCACUCACCAAUGAAAUUCGGCCCAUCAGCAGCUGCACUCCACAGCAUAUUGGACCAGCUAUACCAGAAGUUAGCUCAGUUUGGUUCAAAUUGUAUAUUUACCAUAUUACUGGUCAAGGACCACCAUCCCUAUUGCUGUCUAAAGGAACAAGGCUUAGAAAACUUCCGGACAUUUUCCAGGGUUAUGAUCGCUUACUAAUAACAUCUUGGGGUCACGACCCAGGCAUAGUUCCAACUUCGAACGUAUUGACAAUGUUGAAUGAUGCUUUAACACAUUCUGCUGUUCUAAUACAGGGACAUGGCAUGCAUGGAAUGGGGGAAACUGUGCAUAUACCUUUCCCAUUUGAUGAAGCAGAGCAGCAAGGAGACUUCUCUCGUGUGAAUAUGGGUGUUCAUAAAGCUUUGAGAAUGUUAAUCGACAAAGUGGAUUUGCAGCACUUUUGUGGCUAUGUUACCAUGUUGAAUCCUUUCUGUCAACACACGAACAGAAAGCUGAGCGAUGCUUCUGAUGAAAAAGGUGAACUUGAAUUGGCAUCAGCGUCUGAUGUAAAUGGGAGCACAGAAUCAUUUGAAAUUGUUAUUGAAGAGACACCUCUGGAUUCUGCAUCUAAGCAAAGCCCUGAAGUACCCACAACAGAACUUGAAUGGGUUCCCCUGGAAUUAUGCUUUGGAAUUCCACUCUUCAGUUCUGAAUUAAACAGGAAAGUCUGCAGAAAAAUUGCUGCCCAUGGACUAUGUAGGAAAGAAAGCCUUCAAAAACUCUUACAUUCCAGUAGAAAGCUGUCUCUACAGGUUCUUAAUUUUGUUCAUUCAUUCCAGGAAAGUAUUUCAACACUGGAUCUGCUUUCUGACACCAGUUCAAGUUUAUUUUCACAACCUACUUCUGCUGAUGUGGGAGUUCCACUUCCUGCCAAGAAUCUUAUGUUCAAAGAAGGCAUGUUAUCUGAAUGGAAUGGACGAUCACCUUCCCCAGUUCUUAUUGCAAACAUACCUAAAGAUCAAAUCAAAUAGUUUGGGGUCACCAAGCCUUGCUCACUUAAUGCCUUUUUUCUUUGUCUAUUACAAUUAAUUUAUAGUACCGACCAUGAAGAAGUGUUUUAGUGCUGCAGGAUAACCCAUAUGGAAGUAGUGUUUUAAAUUGUGUUGUGUUGCACUUUGGGAAAAUACACUGUGUACAGCUAGUUUAUUCAUUGGUACAUUUCCUGCUGCAACAGAAAACUCUUCAGCUAUCAGCGCUAUAUUUCUAUCUUGAGACAAUCUCUCUCUUUUAUAAUUCUAAAUACACCCUUUUUAGUUUUUCUGAUGAUUGUUAAAUUUCUAUGCUGUCACCACAAAAUUGCGAUAGUAAUUUUAUAUGUUCAUUGCUGUGUCAUAAACCCUGUUUAGUUUUGUGUUUUAUUACUGAAUUCUGCUUAUAGGUAAGAGGUUUGACUCUGGAAAAGUUCAGUAGUGCUCAAAUAAUAAAAAUCCAGUAUCAUGUUGAUAUUAUGGAGCAUUACGAAUUGUUGCUGAUAUCUGCAUAUUAUGUAGAUGAGCCUGAUGAUAAUGAAGGUUUGGUAAAUCAACAUAACAGUAAUUAAUUGAUACUGUUUGUGAGGUCUUAAGUUUUGAAGAUAUAAAAUUCUACUGAUGCCUCUAAGAAAUCUUGGAAAAAGAUUGAGUCAUUUUCAUACUUGGUUUAACUUCAUGGAGAGCAAUGGAAUUACACCAGUAAUUAAUUUGGUUCCCUCUGUUCAUAGAAAGCUGUUCACUUAUAUAAUACUGUAUUUCUUUUCUCUCUCGUUUUAUUGAAGCGCUUACAUGAAAGUAGGAUCUUUGCACCUUAAGCAUGUUUUCUUCUGUCAUAUGCCAUGUUGGACCCAGGAUAUUAGAGAGAAAAAGUAGGUGAGAUAAUACGUUUUAUUGGAGCAAUUUCUGUUGCUAAGAAAGAAAUGCUUUUGAACUUACACUGAACAGACCUGAAGAAGAGCACUGUGGAGGCUUGAAAGCUUGUGUGUUUCAUGAACCAGAGUUGCUCCAAUAAAAGAUAUUACUUACUCACCUUGUCUUUGCUUCUGUAACUUUAUACUCACCUACAGCUGUUCAUUUAUGUUUGUAACAUCACUGUAGAAAAGUGAUGUCACAAACCAAAGAUUUUAAUGGGAAAAUAAACAAUUGGAGAAGACUUAAUAUUAAAAGAACAAAGCUUUUGGUUUUUAUGUGGGUGUUCACAAUAAAGAAAAAAUGCAGAAAAAAGUGCAGAAAAUCUAUAGGCAGGUAUAUCUCUUAAAAUAAUUCUUUGUUUUCCUUAAGCCAUCAAUUAUGACAAAUAUUGACUUAAUCAUAUCUAGGGUUAGAAGGCUUCUUUCCAAGAGGUAGUAAGAAUUUGUGCAGUGUUGCUUCAUUUUAAUCUAAAUCUUACAAGGUGGUUUCCUGUCAGUUCAAAUGCCUUGUAUCCAGUUAAGAUCACUGGGAAAAUAACAAGUAUAUAGAAUAUUUUGCAGGUUAGUGUCUAAAAACUUCUUAUGACUUUUUGUUUACUGGAAUUCAGUCAUAUAAUCUUUAAAAUUGAACUAUGCUGUCAGCACCUGCCUGCAAUUUUAGCAGUUAUUGGACCAAGACCAUGUGCAACAUGCAGUGCUGGAAACUGUACAUGGUAAAUGUUGUAAUGUUCAGUUUUUGUAUUUGUUAUAUAAAAGGGUAAGAAGAAAAUAUUUGAUAUAUGUUUUAAAAGGAAAAAAUGCACACUAAUGUGAUAGAACAGAGAUUUUAAUUGGAAUGGAAUCUUCAGUUAUUUCCUUAUUUGAUUAACAUUCCUCUUAGGUGUAAAUGUGGAGCUUUCUUUCCAGCUGAAAAAAAUGGAAGUUGUAAGUACUUUAGCAUGAUCAAUGCAGCACUCAUCUCAUAUUUGUCUCUUUCCCGUUUACAUUUUACCAAUAACAGUUGAACUUGCUUAUUCUGCACAUAUUACUUCAUGUGUUGAUUAGUGUGUACACUACAAUAAAAAAGGUUGAUUUUUUUUUAUUGGCCAUGUACAAAUUGUCCAUAUUUUUCAGUUGAUGGAGAUUAUCUUACUACUUUCAAAGGAAAUUAAAAAGAAAAAAAUAAGAAUGCUAUAUGUUCUUUAUAGAUAUUAAUGUAAGGAUUGGGGGGAAAUAACAUAGAAAGAAGACUGAUCUGUCUGAAAAUUAAUAUCCUACAUGAAUAGCAUUCAAUCUACAGGCUACCAGAAGUGGAGGAACUAUACUGAAGGUGAUGCUUUACAUUUUCAGUAUUGUAGUUAUUUAAAAUAGUGCAGUGAGCUUUUGUAGGUUAGUUAGCAACCUACAACUGUCACCUGUAUAUUAUAUAUAUACAGAUAUGUAAAUUAUGUUAGUUCAUGUAAAAGUCUGUCUGCAAUCUCAAAAUUAAUGGAAGAAUUUUUUUAAAUUUUGUUUUUAUUCUCCACUAUUAUUGUUUUUAAUACUUAUGCUUGGUUGCAUGAAGCUAGGCUUCUAAAUAAAAGUAAUUUGAUUUUCAAAAUUGCUGAAUACUUAUAAAUGUGACUGUUAAUAAUAAUGAGCUGCAGGUAUUUGUCAGCUUUUCAGAAUUGAGCCACUCUUAUUUAGGUGUUUUAAGAUGGAUUUAGAAGUGUAACUGUAGCCACAAAGGCAUGGAAAUUUUACUGAAUAGGUGAAUACCAAAGAAAGACCUUAAAAUAGCAUAAAUUCAACUGCUUAGUACUAGCUAUGGUCCAGAGACUUUAUUCAAAUAAUAUUUUUGUUUUAAGUGUGGAGUAAAAUAAACACAGGCAAGACAUCCAUUCAAACCACAAUAAUCUUUUUAUAUUGUUGUUACGAACAAAGACAGUAUAAUAAUUUUUUUCUUCAAGUGGGUUAAUAAUUGUGGAAAAUAGAGUUCAUAAUAUUUUAAAUUUAUUGUAAGCAUCCAAGAAAUCUAUUAAGAUAAAGAAAAAAGUGGUUUGUUUUGUGGUUUGGGAAUAGUUUGGUCAACCUAAACUGUAUUUUAGCUGGAUUUAUCUUGAGAUAUAGGAGCCAACUAAAAAGAUUGCAUUGUGGAUUCUAUAACUAGCAGUUCAAAAAUUCUCACCUUUUUUUGUUCCUUGUUCAGUGUUUCUAACCUAGUUUGUAUUCUGAAGGUUUUAAAGUACAACUGUAGCUCAAUACAGUUUUUUUUCUGGUAAACUUUGUUAAUAGUAUACAUUGAAAUGUACAAAAUCUUGUGUUCAAUUCAAUUAUUGGCACAUGUAACAAAUGUUUACAAAUAAAAUGUGUUGUAGGUCAAAA
Molecule: messenger RNA, 5717 nt
Organism: Pelodiscus sinensis (Chinese soft-shelled turtle)
Lineage: Eukaryota; Metazoa; Chordata; Testudines; Trionychidae
Source: RefSeq, a predicted model, not a curated record